Molecule: messenger RNA, 1195 nt
Organism: Danaus plexippus (monarch butterfly)
Lineage: Eukaryota; Metazoa; Arthropoda; Insecta; Lepidoptera; Nymphalidae
Product: UPF0193 protein EVG1 homolog
Exons: 6
Coding region: 149-973 (274 amino acids)
Source: RefSeq, a predicted model, not a curated record
CAGAUUAAUGUAGUUUCUCGUUUCUGUUACCAAUAAGAAGUUAUGAUAACUAAAAUAUCCUUGCAGAAAUAACAUUUAAGAUGUCUUUUUGAAAGUUCGUUUGUUUCGUUGUCUAUUAAGAAUUUUACUAUUAUAAGUUUUAAACACAAUGGAAAAACCUGACAACGAUGGAUAUGUUCAUAUUAAAUGGCCGAGCAAAACAAUCCCCCACGGAGGAGUGUUUCACACAAGAUCCGUCGAAACCAAUAAGACACAGCAGGAAUUUCUCAAAGUAUUACUCGAGGAAUCUAAACUAAGUAUUGCCCAGCGUCAGAAAAGCUUAUAUAACCUAAGACAGCCGGAAAUAAAAAAGGAAAAACAGCGUAUUAUUCAGGAGCCCUUAAUAAGACCAAGGACAUCUCGACGUAGAUCGCUUUCAGCUAUCCGAGAAUCCGGUGCUCUAGAUGUUGACGAUUUUCGUCCGUUGAAACGAGGAGAGGAUCGUGAAAAAUUAAAAAAUAUUUUGAUAAAUAAAAUGGCAUAUGGAGACACAGAACAAAAACCGCCAACGCCCCCGCGAAUCCCAAAGCCGAAGCUUGAGUUGCCCACCAAAAAAGAACAAUGGAAUGAAUUAAUCACGCAAAUACGAGAACGUGCUGAAUGGCUGGCAGAAAUGGAAGACUUGGGACAAGGAGCUAUACAUCGUGAUCUCAUAAAGGAUCAGAUAGCUGAACGGAUGCGAGCGCUUGACGCUUUAGGCAUCGAUAGCCAGUGCUCUUCAGCCAGAUCCACUGCAUCAGGGUUCAGUGUGCUGCCAAGUGAGAGGAGCAUACACUCUAACACUAGUUCUAUUUCAAAGAAAAGUAUGCAACACAAGACUUCAGAUAGAAAUAAAAAAAAAUUGAAUCAAAAAGCAUUUCGAAAACAAGAAGAAAAUGUUUCGGCCUAUGGAAAAUUAUCACCGCUACAAUAUUCACCCAGAAGAAGAGUUUGAGUGCUUAAAAAAAAGUUGUGCUUUUAAUUAUUCUAAAUUCAUAUAAUGUAAAUAAAAUUAAGGGUAUGGCAGGCUCGCAGGGAAUUCAGCAAAGAUUUGGAACAAAAUGCCUUGGUUUUCAAUAUUGUUUAAAGCGGAAAUUAUACAUUCCAUUUUGUGUAAUGAAAUAAAAAAAAAAGAUAUGUGAAAUGCCUACAAUUUAUACCAGAAUUUUAAAUAAAA